UAACUGUAACCGGAAGCUUUAGAGGGCGCUGGCUGCUAGCAGUGCGCGAAAGAAGAAGAAUCAUUUGGCACUGGUACAAAAAUCAAAAUAAACGGUUAACGAAAGUGGUUAUUGCUUAUAUUAUCCAUUUUACCUGACGACUAUAAACCGUGUACGUCCUUCUAUGGACCACAGAGCUAGAAAAAGGAUUAGAGAAGCGAAAUCGAGAGCGAGACCAGAGCUAAGCAGUGAAAAGAAUGGCUGGUACAAAUACAACUUCUGCAACAAUUUUGACUUGAGCCUCUCACAAGUCAAAGACAAUGUGAUUCGUGUUGAUGUUUCCAAAGUUAGCCAUGCAGAAUUUGUGGAAAAAUACGAGAAGACCUAUGUCCCAGUGGUCCUCACAGGAGCACAGAGCAGCUGGGAUUCUGAGAAGAAAUGGUCCCUUGAGCGAUUGUCAAAGAAAUAUCGCAACCAGCGGUUCAAGUGUGGCGAGGAUGAUGAGGGCUAUUCCGUGAAACUGAAGAUGAAGUAUUUUGUAGAUUAUAUGAAGAACAAUACAGAUGAUAGCCCACUGUACAUAUUUGACAGUAGCUAUGGAGAGCACCCCAAGAGAAAGCGACUUUUAGAGGAUUAUCAGGUGCCCAACUAUUUCAGUGAUGACCUGUUCAGUUAUGCUGGUGAAUCUCGAAGACCACCAUACAGGUGGUUUGUAAUGGGCCCUGGGAGAUCAGGAACCGGUAUCCACAUAGAUCCCUUGGGAACCAGCGCUUGGAAUGCCCUUGUGAAUGGAUACAAGAGAUGGUGUCUGUUGCCAACUACAACCCCGAAGGAGAUGUUGAAGGUCAAGGCUGAAGAGGGAGGAAAGCAGCGUGAUGAAGCCAUCAGCUGGUUUACUCAUGUCUACCCCAAAACUCAGAGUCCGUCCUGGCCAAAACACCUCAAACCGCUAGAAAUUCUCCAGCAUCCAGGGGAAACGGUGUUUGUUCCUGGGGGAUGGUGGCAUGUUGUCAUUAACCUCACAGACACCAUCGCUGUCACACAGAACUUCUGCAGUGUCACCAACUUCCCCGUAGUGUGGCAUAAGACUGUACGUGGUAGACCCAAGCUGUCAAAGAAGUGGUACAAGGUACUCAAGAGGGAGCGUCCUGAGUUGGCUGCUGUAGCCGAUGCUGUAGACCUCAGGGAGCCCACAGGUUUCAACUCUGACAGCUCCAGCUCUGCCUCCAGCUCCAGCUCCAGUUCCAGCUCCGACAGUGACUCGGACUCCGACUGGGAAAACACCAGGAAGAGACGCAAGGUCAUGAGGUCAAGGUCUCUCACACCCAAUGGAAGCAAGCAGCGCCAUGCAUCUCCACAUCGCAGCAAGCGGAGGUCAAGUUCAAGUUCAAGGUCUUGUGAUAGUCGUGAAAAUGAACAUUCACAGAGGAGCGUAUCAAGCACCCCCAAGAACUCCAGAUGACAGGGUUGACUACGAUUAAAUAACCUGGUGCUUGGUGACAUCUGACCAGAUAGUCAAUGUCCUUGCUGCUAGCGUUAGGAUUAUAUCGUAAACCACAGGGUUGGAAGAACUGCAAUAUUGUGUCUUUGGUGAAUAACCUUUCUCUUUGAAGAUACACUUUAUCUAAAUGUUAUUUUUACGUCGUAUGAAUAACAAGUGUAAAUAAACGUUUUUGGUAUGCAAAAAACUGCAGGAAAAGUUUCCAUGUAAAGUGCUUUGAGCAUGUUGAGUACUUGGUGUAGUUCUAUCACAGAAGUUAUGUUUGUUUUUUGGUGAGAAUGGUUUCAUGGCAGACAAAGCUAAGGCAGUAAAUACUUACUCGUUUUUCUUCUGGCUAGGUGUUGGCCUCUGUGUUUUUUAGUAUCUGGUCACAUUUUCCCAAAACCAAGAGAGUUAACUGACUAUAUCAGUUCAGUUUCCACCAUUGCUAAACAGGUAGGAAUUUGAUUGAAGUGCCAGCAAAGACUUUUACAAUAUAUUUCCAUUUAUAUCCCUCCUGUUGACCAAUCAGAUUAACCUCUCAUACCCCUUGUAUUUGCUUCAAACAAAAUGGAGAUGUCCUGUUGAGACGAUCGUAAUAAAACAGCUUUUAUCAUACAGUGCUGCAGUUCACUUGAGCAUGAUUGAAACAUUAAAUAUCCUCAAAUGCUUUUCCAAUCCUGUAAUCGACCUUAGUCUACAUAGCAGUCACUUGUUUCCAAGACCCAUAAAGAUGAGGGUUAGAAUUGGUCUUCAGUAUCCCAUGCUUGUUGUAAGUGGCGACUAACAGGAUCAGGUGGUCAGGCUCACUGACGUGGUUAACACAUGUCUACAAUUGUUUAGAUCGAUGCUCAUACUGUUGAUCACUGGAUUGUCUGGUCCAAACUUGAUUAUUUACAGACCACCGCGAGAAUAUUGCUGAGUGCGGCGUUAAACAACUAACCAGUCAACCUUGUUUCUGGACUGGAUUAUGUAAUUUGGUUUUUCAGUUUUUUGUGGCUUUAGAAAGUUUCCUGUGCUGAUCAGGCUCAUCCUCACAGAUUCUACCCACAGUCUGUCUGACACAUAACACAUGGUCAUAACACAUACAAUGCUUAUCAAGCUAAUUCAGGAUGUUUUUUUCUCUUCGUAAAAUCAUAAUUUGUUGCAUGUGUUUUAGUUUUGAUGUUAAUUUCCAUGUGCUCAUUUCCAACUUUAUUCCUCUUCAUUGAAGCUGACCGCCAUCCCAAGGCAAUAACAUUCCCAAUGUGUUUGCUUAAGUGCGGUUAUGUAGGUUUGUUUGUUACAAGUGGUCUACAUUCAAAAGGGUAAUAUUGAAAGAGGUACAUUUAGUGUUUUUCUGCAUUUGUCCAGUUUUGGAAAACAACUUUUAAAAUAUAAGGUAGUGCAUGAGUUCUGGAAAUGUACGACUAUUAUUUGAUUUAAACAUUAUUAGACAUUCACUUGAGUAUCACCUAGCUUUCUACACUUGCAAGGUUUCUACAUCUGACAUUACCAAAUAUAUAAGUAAUGCUUAUAUGAAUGAAGAGGGCAUCUGGGCAAAAUGUAAGUGCAUAUAUUUGAUCGGACACCUGGUAUCUGUAGAUGUAUGUCAUGUAUGUACUUCUGUAUAUGUAGAUCAGUAUGUCACCAAGAAACAGCAUACUAUUCAUCAACCUCUGGUUACAUUGUGUAUUGUUUUUAUGGUGUUUUAAUUGUAGAAAAUCAACAAGUGGGCAAUCUGGGUGUGUUCAUGUGUGUGCUGUUUAUAGAUUUGGGAGUUCAAUGUGUAAGAUAUCUCAGUUUAUUGAGAUUUAAGAACAAAUGUUGUGUAGAUCUGUUACAGAUAUAAGUGAGCCAAUAUGAUAGAAAUGCUUGUUGGUAUACAUCACAAUAUUGACUUUCCCUCCACUGCAACCUGACUGUGAUUGAGGUCACUGUCCGAAUCCUGUCUUGUUUCACAUCAACUAACUAACAAGUGUAGCUUUGCCUGAUCUUGUUUCGUUUACAACCAGAUGGUUGGUGUUUGAUAUUUCUGAUAGCAAGAACAGUGGGCCAUUAUAGGGGUGUGUUUAUAUGGCAUGGAGGUGUGAGGAGAUUGCCCACAGUACCUGUGUAUGGGCUGCAGAAUAAUUAACAGUAGGAAUCUAAGCUAUCUGUGUGUAUCAGAGCAGAUUUGCCUUUGUACUUUGCCACCACAGACUUUUAACCAUCAUGUGUAUCAAUUCUUAUUUCUCUGACACAAUUUUCCCCCCGGUACAAUGCCAAAGAGUCAUCUCUAUAACUAAUUGAAAGAAAGAACACUGAUGCUCUUGUAGUGAGGUAAAGCGUUGUGUGAUGUCACUCCCAUUCCUAUCGCCUCAACAUUACAAAGGCUUUAUAUGUUUAUCUGGGCUAGUGAAGCUUUAGUUUUGUGUGACCCUCAUGUGGUCAGUGUAGUGGGAUAUCAGCAGGCUUCCUUUAGCCUAAUUAGUGCAGCAAUUACCUUCGUGUAGUUGUCUUCCAUUGCAGCAGGACACAGCAAUCUGUCCUCAUUAUCAUCUGCUCAUGUUUCAAACAGAGAAGUAAACCUCAUUUGGCAUUUUCCUCCAAAUGUAAAGUAGAUGGAUGGUGAUGUAACCAGAUCACAGUUCAGCUUAAACUUACUCAAUGCCAGAACUCACCUGUUCUUCUAUGGAUGGACUGACUUGCAUGACUCUGAGACACCCAGUGGAGUGGCUAAUGUUUCAACCAAGUCAGCAGGUUUUCCCCUCAGCUGCUCAAGAUGUUGAGGAGUAAUGUUGAAUUUGUGUGCUGAAGAUGUUAUAGUGCUCCCAAUGUAAUAUGCCGAGUGUGAAAGUGAAUGAAGUGUUCUUUUACCGAACAGCUUACGAAGAGCCUGUACUUUUGACUUCCCAUGCCUUGUUCUCUGUUCAGAAAGAAUACUUUAGCUGUGCUAUGUAAACCAAACUAUUAUGCAGGGAUUACAUUGUGAGUAUAUAUUCAAGAAUUAUUGACUGUCAAUAAAAUGUUGAUUUUCCAGUGUUUUAAA
Messenger RNA from Haliotis rubra (blacklip abalone), 4469 nucleotides. RefSeq names its product bifunctional arginine demethylase and lysyl-hydroxylase JMJD6-like. NCBI's taxonomy places the organism in Eukaryota, Metazoa, Mollusca, Gastropoda, Lepetellida, Haliotidae. The record is from RefSeq and is a predicted model, not a curated record. Gene Ontology annotation, molecular function: histone H4R3 demethylase activity; P-TEFb complex binding. Gene Ontology annotation, biological process: phagocytosis. Gene Ontology annotation, cellular component: cytoplasm; nucleus.